Anastrepha obliqua is the source of this 1798-nucleotide messenger RNA. RefSeq lists its product as uncharacterized. The coding region runs from base 315 to 1235 and encodes 306 amino acids. The transcript has 5 exons. NCBI's taxonomy places the organism in Eukaryota, Metazoa, Arthropoda, Insecta, Diptera, Tephritidae. The record is from RefSeq and is a predicted model, not a curated record.
ACGUUCGUCAACAAACACUCAGUGUAGCUUGCGUCGCCAAAGUGUGUUGUCAAACUCUUUCGUUUUUGUGAAGUAACUCAUCGUUUAAGUUUCUAAAUUGAAGGUUUCUUAUCGAAGGCCCCAACCAACUGUGUAAAAAAGUGAACGUAACGAAUUUGUAAAAAAAAAAAAUACUGCACACAUACAUACAUAUAUUAAUGUAAACAAUUUUACAUUGAGUAAGAAAAUAUAAGGACUUAAAGACUUCGCUCUAAGUCUCUCGGAGUUCAAAUUACUUAGUGAAUCAAAGAGAAGCGGCUUCAUUUAUAUUAACAAUGCUUUCACAACCUACUUACGCGCUAGUUACGUGCCUUAUCUCUCUCUGCUCGGCGAUACGUGUCGACUUCAAUACGAAUAAGGGCCCCAUUGUGCCACCAACGCCCCGCACCACAGUACGCCCAUUGCAACCUUACCGUGAACCUGCAGCCGUUUGGGAGGAUCAAAGCAAUGACAUACCGAAUCCGAAUCCAUAUACCUACAUUUUACCGCCACCUUCUCGCCCACGAACAACUGGCAAUAACUUUGCCAACUUAGGGCAAAGGCCAUUGCGCUACCAUGGCAACCUUUUGCUACCUUCCGAUGUGAAUGUAUUCUUACAACAAGGCAAUACAAAUUCGGGAGGGGGCAGCUUGGCAGCAAAAUACAUACCAAACGUCGGAAUUAGGUACACUGCUGUGGUGGCGCCAUCAAGCAACAACAAUCAGGUUAAUCUUAACAACGGUGGCAACAAUUACUUUGGCAUCGACAACAAAUUACAUGGCAAAUACAAUGAAAAAACGAAAAAGUACAAAGCAUACGAGAAAGUUAAAUACGUGCCACAACGCUAUUAUCCACUCCUUGAAUUGACACCACCUAUCGAUAAACCUUACACAUCCGUAUUUAAUCAAGAUCAGUUGAUACGCAUCCAACAGUUGCCCCACCUUGACGCACCACCUGCUUUUCGACCAUUCAACAAUGAAGCAGCCAAAGAAACUGGCGAGAGGUUAGCCACACCAGCCGCUGAAACAACAAUCGCAACCACUUACUUAAUUACCAGCUCAAACGCCGGCCAAAUGAAGUUGGCGCACGAAAAAGAUCAAGUGUUGACUAAAAGCAAGUCCAGCUUAGCCAAAAUUCCACUGAAGUUACCAAAUGCAUUACCUACUCCUCCGGUGGGCCAUAGUGCUAAUGCGACCGUUGCUGUGAAGAGCAGGUGAAUGUUCAUCUGACGCCUGACAUCUCAGCUGUGCCGAAGUUGCAAUUGCCGGUUUGUCAGCAGCCCAAGUAGAAAAUCGUAUUUACGAACUGUUUUAACCUGAAGAAAUGUACCUCACAUCUAAAGAUUUUCGACACACAAAUUGAUUGUUUACUGUGUUUACUGUGUUUUUUUGUGUUUAUAUGUAUGUAUUUAUACUUGAUCGCUUUAAAAUUUCUGCUACUUUCAACGAGCUCUGAGACUACGGCACUCAGUGAGACUAACCUAAUAACUACCUGUUCAUAUGAGUAGCUGUCCCUUAAGGGCGAAUAAAUUUCUUUGUACUUUGCAGGUGCUUUGCCAUAAAUUGUAAAAAUAAUAAACAAAUGUUUUUAAAAGUAAAUGUCUUUAUAUGGAAAAGCAUAAUAGUAACAGUAUUUAUAUACAUACAUACAUAUGUUAUAUGUGAAACUACGAUGCUUGUUUUGUAAUCAUAUCCGUUUUAUGCUGCUGAAGAUAAAAAAGAAUAUAAGAAUUAAAUGUAAAUAAAUAGCGUAUAAUAAAUGAAUCGAACGAUAAAUCUGA